AUGGUCCAGGCCAAGUUUCUGUCCCAGGAUCAGAUCAAUGAGUUCAAGGAAUGUUUUUCCCUCUACGACAAGAAACAAAAGGGGAAGAUAAAGGCCUCGGACCUGAUGGCAGUGAUGCGGUGCCUGGGAGCCAGCCCCACGCCAGGGGAGGCACAGAGACACCUCCACCUGCACAGGAUUGACAAAAAUGCCGAGUUGGAUUUCUCCACUUUCCUCAAUAUCAUGUACAGGCAGAUGAAGCAAGAGGAGCCCGAGAGGGAAAUCCUCACUGCCCUGUCCAUGAUAGACAGGCAGAAGAGAGGCGUCAUCACCGUCUCGGAGCUGAAAGCCAAGCUCACCCGACUGGGAGAGAAGCUCUCCGAGGAAGAAGUUGAUGACCUGCUCAAAGAGGCCAAAGUUGGACCAAACGGAACAAUCAGAUACGAGGAAUUUGUGCACAAGAUUUGUCUUCCAACAGUCGAUUACUGA
This is a messenger RNA of Melopsittacus undulatus (budgerigar), 468 nucleotides long. It is a transcript of the gene CALML4, whose product is annotated as calmodulin like 4. The transcript is spliced from 4 exons. The record is from RefSeq and is a predicted model, not a curated record. Gene Ontology annotation, cellular component: myosin II complex. Bases 1 to 468 code for a protein of 155 amino acids. Gene Ontology annotation, molecular function: calcium ion binding. NCBI's taxonomy places the organism in Eukaryota, Metazoa, Chordata, Aves, Psittaciformes, Psittaculidae.